AUGCCAGAUGCAGCAGAGGUGUUCGCAGUAUUAAAGCUUUUAAUGGAACUACUGAUGUUUUACGUUUUGAUAUUGGCAUACUACUUCAACAAAAAACUUGACCAGACAGCUUUGAUUCACUAUAAUUUAAAGCUUAUUUUAGUAAGUUUGUCCUACCCUACCCUACCCUACCCUACCCUCCUCUACCUUCAUUUGCCCCGCCUUUUCCGAUUUAGCCCUGACUUGUUUUGCCCUGCCCGCUCGUCCGGCUUUUCUCUGUCCUGCCCUUCCUGCUACGCCCUCCCGGUCUUGCCUUGUCCCGCCUGACCUUGCCCUAACUUAUCUUACUCUACGCCGCCUUUCUUUGUUAUGCCCUGCCCGCUUGUCUUUUUCCUGCCCACCCUGCCUUAUCCUACCCACUCUCUUUACUCACAUAACCUAUCUAUUUCAGCGUAACAUAGGCAUCAUCUUCCCCAUAAUCAACAUAUCUCGCUUCUUCUCCUAUGGCUGGGCGUAUGUAAUGCAAGCUGGACUAAUCUCACCAGUUCAAGCCAAUGUUGUUUGUUUGGUGUCUAGGUUUAUAGAAGAUGUUGGACUAGGUUGUUGUGCAACAUUGAUCAUACAGAUCACAUUAGAGCGAACGGCAGCAACACUGAUGAGGAAGACAUAUGAGAAGAAGGGUGCUCACAUUGGAUGGUUGAUCACUGGACAGACGGUUGGUUUUGGAACAUUUGCGGGGGGGAGGGGGGGGAGGGCGAUUUUGAAAAAAAAUUAAAAAAGGAUUACAUAUAAAAUGGCACUAAAAUAAAAAUUGUAAUUUUUUAAUUUAGUUUAGCAACAAUGACAAAGCGUUUUGGCUAGCCAAAUAAAACAUUAUAAAACAUUUUUUUUAGUUUUUUAUGGCUAUAUGUUUCACCAUAUCAAACAUAGUGUACGACGUGAUAGUAAGCGGUAAAAUGAAGCUGGAAAAACGUUAUGUCGGCUGUCGGCUAGACCAGUUUCAUCUCUUCAUGUACCUCAUGGUAUUUGUCUCCGCUUUCUUAUGUUCUGUCAUUGCUGCGUCGGUAGGUUUUACAUAGUAACUAUUGGGUAGGGCAGGAUAUGUUAGGGAAAGGUAGGGCAGGGCAGGGUAGGGUAGGGUAGGGUAGGGUAGGGUAGGGUAGGGUAGGGUAGGGUAGGGUAGGGUAGGGUAGGGUAGGGUAGGGGUAGGGUAGGGUAGGGUAGGGUAGGGUAGGGUAGGGUAGGGUAGGGUAGGGUAGGGUAGGGUAGGGUAGGGCAGAGUAAGGUAGUGUAGAGUAGGUUAGAGUAAGAUAUGGUAUUUUACAGUAAUCAUAAAACGACCUUUCAGGCCCUGUUCUACAUUUACCGGUACUGCCUAAAAAAGCUGAGUCAAAUGACAGAGAUGAAAUUAUCGACCAGAUAUCAAUAUAGUGAAAACAUAGCCUGUAUCAAAGCCCUGUUACCGCCAAUGAUGUUCUACGUUAUCACUGCUUCAUCCGGUGUUUAUGUGACAAUUUUUGUUUAUACAAACUUCUGGGAGGAUGAACAAAUCGAGGAAAAUCGGGACCUCAUUGAUGCUCAUCUUAUGGUAGGUUCUUCGAGAUUUGUAGGAUGGGCAAGGGUAUAAGUACAUCAGGUUUGAACCUCGGCAAACAUAGGUAACUUCCAUUAAAGAACAAAAAAUGGCAAUAACUUUCCUUACAGAUCAAAAAAUGACAAAAUUUAUAGUAGGCAUGAUAUAAAAUGUCAAAAACUUUGUUUCCAUCUAGUGCUCCUCUAACUUUUUAUAAUCAAGCGCACCGUUGCUUAGCUUGUCAGAUCGGACGGGAUCGCGCUUUCGCACUGUGCAAACAAGACAAAUGGCGUUGCACGGUGCAGAAAUGAACUUUUUGGCAAGAACUUUGUUUACAAUGAUGGAAAAUGGCAUUUUUAAAUUUUUUUUGAAAAACUGCAAUAGCUUUCUUUACAUAAUGAAAAAUGGCAAAAACUUUCUUUACAAACCAAAAAAUGGCAAGAACACAAUUUUUCCCCACAUGUAAAUACUAAAAAUCAAUACCUUUCAGGUAUUGCACAUAAUUGGCCAAUUAUAUGCCAUUGGAGCGAUGACAUGCUUCUUAAUGUCAUUUAAACCACUACGUCAGAAUGUGGCACAAGACUUUCAGUGCUGUUUUCGGAAAAAGUCGGUCGAACCGGACGAUACAAAGGAGAAGGCUGACGUUGUAAAGAGAGAGGAGAAUGUCGACUACUUCAAGAUGAUGAACAAGACUUGGCAAUAA
Bursaphelenchus okinawaensis is the source of this 2255-nucleotide messenger RNA. The record is from the annotation of a GenBank genome assembly. Lineage: Eukaryota; Metazoa; Nematoda; Chromadorea; Rhabditida; Aphelenchoididae.